This is a messenger RNA of Orbicella faveolata, 1653 nucleotides long. RefSeq lists its product as uncharacterized. The record is from RefSeq and is a predicted model, not a curated record. NCBI's taxonomy places the organism in Eukaryota, Metazoa, Cnidaria, Anthozoa, Scleractinia, Merulinidae.
CGUAUUUGUUGGACAUCACGUAAUGUCUUAGGGAAGACAAACUGUGUCAGAAAACUUCUUAAAGAGAGAAAAACUCUUGAUUAACACAGUCGGAUACAGCGUGGAUCUUCAGUCAUGUCGGAAAGCACCACAACUUCUCAAUCAAGAGUUUUGCGUGUUCUGAGAUCAGCAAAAUGCAAGAAAGGACUUCAUAUUACUGCGAUCGUGUUUGGAUUUGUUUGCAUUGGCGCUUGUUUCGUUCUCGCCAGUCUCACGUACAUUUUAUUUGGAAAUUGCGACGGUUGUGAGACGAAACCAGAAGAUCAAUCUAUGGUGAAAGUCAUGAGGAUUUUAGCGACUGUUUUAUUUCUGUUAGGAAUUCUACUUAUUGCAUUGUCAUUGUGCUGCAAGGGAACGGAAAAUAGUUUAGCACCGCAAGUCGCUGUUUCGGCGAUUCCCGCGGCGGAUUUGGAAAAAUCUCCUGCUCCCGUACUUGCUUAUAAUCAUAUUCCUCAUCGACAGGCAUUUGCUGAAGAUUCUGCCACGGGCUUGCCAGAAUUUCUGUCUGUUGUUAACAAUAUUGAUGAAGUAAGUAACUCUACUGCGAACGAGGGGUUCUGGACAGAGGAUAUAGACGGACCCGUUACUCCGCCACCAACUUACGAGGAAGCGCUUGUAAUGCGAUGGCCGACCGUCACUGUGAAGGAAAUCAACUCACAAACUUCUGAACAAACGAACUCGAUUGACACUGGACUGUGAAAACUCAGAAAUAUCCGAGUUGCAUCGAACAACAGAAAACAGACCAAAAGAUAUGCGUGUUGUGGUUAUUCGAUGAGGACUGGUUAUAAGAAUUUCACGCGGUCGUUCACUAAUUUUCCCUUACUUUUGUAAAUAGUGUAUUUAACUUGAAACGAAUUUGAUAUUAAAAAUGUUUCGCGAAUUGUUUUUUGUAUUAGCCACUUUGACAGAUGAAGCACUUUGUAGCUCGCUACGGGCUAGCACUCCUUUCCAAAUAAGAUAAUUAGUGACAUGACAUGGCAAAUAUCACGUGCGUCAAAUGUUUUGAUGAAGAAUGUUAUAUUUUAUACACUUGUUAUUAGAGAGAUCCGAAAAAAAUUGGAAUUAAAAUGUUCAACAUCAAAACUAGAUCUUUUAAUGAAAAUCCUGCACGUAUGUAAGUUUCGCACGGAAGUCAUAAAAUUACGGAUUUAUAAAAUUUCUGAAAAUUUCCAAAAAAAAUCAAAACAAUUAACAAUAUAAAUUUUCUAUACUUGUUGCAUUAACUAACUUUUAAUGUUAGAGUUGAGAAUUUUGUGGUAAAGUAGCAGGCAGCCAUAAGAAAUCAUGAUGCAUGUUCAAUCUCUGUACAUGUCGGGGAGAAACAAAAAUCCAACAAGGGAGAAACUGGCUAUUCAAAUUAUUUCAAACAUAUGAUACCUCAGGGUUAAGUGGUUUGCCUUUCAAAAUUGCUUUAAGCUAAGAACGUGACUACUUAAAUCACCUCUUUAAAUUUUUUAUACAGUGCAUUAACAACAAUCACACAGUUUAUAGCCCUGGAAAUUUAAAUAAUUCCAUUAUUCCAUUUGACGCAAAAGGAGAUUAAAAUCAAUUCAGUCAACAAAUAAUUAUUAUUCGCUAAAGACUGGAAAUAAAGCGUGCUCCACCUGCUAUUAA